Molecule: messenger RNA, 1718 nt
Organism: Brachypodium distachyon (stiff brome)
Lineage: Eukaryota; Viridiplantae; Streptophyta; Magnoliopsida; Poales; Poaceae
Exons: 4
Coding region: 1-1119 (372 amino acids)
Source: RefSeq, a predicted model, not a curated record
AUGACUAACAGGAUUUCUCCUGUUGGUGAUAGAAUUAUCUCUUCUAAUCAGACCGCUUUUAUCAAGGGCAGAUACAUUCUUGAGAGUGUGGUCUCUGCCCAUGAAAUCAUCCAUUAUGCCCACCAGUCAAAGAACCCUGGUCUUGUUUUAAAACUUGAUUAUGAGAAGGCUUAUGACAGGAUUAACUGGGAGUUCCUUGACGAGAUGUUAGCUUCUCGUGGCUUUGGUGCUAUUUGGAGGAGGUGGAUUAAAAGCAUCCUAGCCAAUGGGUCUUUUAGUGUUAAAAUUAACAACUCUAUUGGAUCCUAUGUCAUUGCUGGCAAGGAUCUGAAGCAGGGUGAUCCUCUCUCCCUCAUCCUCUUCAAUUUUGUUGCUGAUGUUUUCUCAAAGAUGCUUUACAAAGCUGCCCAAGCCAAUCUGAUCCGGGGACUACUCCCUCAGGUUGUGCAGGGAGGUCUCAUUAGCUUAGAAUUUGCCCUUAUUUUCUGCUGCAAGCUGGGCUCUUUCCCCUUCAAGUAUUUGGGUGUCCCUCUUCACUACUCCAAGCUGAGAAAAAAGGAUCUGCAACCUAUUGUUGAUAAAGUGAUUAAAAGAAUUUCUGGCUGGAAGGGCAGGUUUCUCUCUUAUGGGGGGAUUGCCUGGGCUGCUAGUGCUGCCAAGAUGGGCUACAGGUGGAAAGUUGGGAAUGGAAAAACUGUGAAAUUUAGGGAGGAUGUGUGGUUUGGUCAUUCCUGUCUUGCUACUCAGUUCUGGGAUCUAUACACUAUUGCUAACGAACAUUAUCUCCCCACCGCAGAUAUUUGGGAUGGGGACCAACUGAAACUUUCCUUUCGUCGUUCUUUCUCUGAAUCACUUUGGCUCGUUGGAGAGAAGCUGGAGAAGUACACUGAGCAUCUGGGACAUGGCGUCUGCAUCAUGCCGCCGGUGGAGCUUGCUCUGCCGAAAGGAAGCACUGGCGUUGCUGGAGAACUUCUUCAGAGUGAUGGAACACAUGAGGUCCGAGCUGCUGCGGAUCGCGUGGUACUGAAGCCUCGUUCUGGAGCUUGGUCUGUUGAGGAGCUGCAGUUUCAUCUGUCAACGACAAACUGGUUCUCGGCUGGGCGGCAGAUGUAUGUCUGAGCAUCCUGUUAUCUGUUCUAUAUCUGUCCGUCGUGCGAGAGCUUUGCUUAAAACUUGGCCUGCGUGCCAUUGUUUCUUCUUUUGUUGAUGCUGUUAUGCUUGAACGUUUGAACGACUGUGGUCUCAUUUCUAAUAAAAUAGGACCGGGGAAACCCCUAUUAUUUAAAAAAAAAGAAUUUAGGAACGGAGGGAGUAGUAACUAAUUUUCAGUUCUACUUGUUCUCGUCGUGCAUACGGGUCCAAGCACAAGUUUACCUCCAUAGCAGCUCAACCCCUUACCAAGUUUAUCUUGUAACCAUGAAUAAACAGAUGGAUGCCUAAAUUAAGGAUCUUUGUCUUGCGUGCAUGCAGCAUCAAGAUAUGGAAGGAAGUGCCUGUCAUCAUAUUGUCAGGUUUGCUACUAUAACAAGGCUAGCAGAAAGAUUUGAAGCUCAAAUAUCUACUUCUACUUGCACCCCACCGGAUGCUGCUAUCUUUCUGCCCACAGAACUAAAACGCCUCCGUGCCAAGAGCAGCAGCAUCAGGCAGAAAUAAUGUACAAUAUGUGCCAAGAACUAGGAGCCACAACGACUCAUCAGUACAUUAAUUGGGCAUAGAAA